Molecule: messenger RNA, 2406 nt
Organism: Diplodia corticola
Lineage: Eukaryota; Fungi; Ascomycota; Dothideomycetes; Botryosphaeriales; Botryosphaeriaceae
Product: ribosome biogenesis protein erb1
Exons: 1
Coding region: 1-2406 (801 amino acids)
Biological process (GO): maturation of LSU-rRNA from tricistronic rRNA transcript (SSU-rRNA, 5.8S rRNA, LSU-rRNA); ribosome biogenesis
Cellular component (GO): PeBoW complex; preribosome, large subunit precursor
Molecular function (GO): protein binding; ribonucleoprotein complex binding
Source: RefSeq, a predicted model, not a curated record
AUGCCGUCGGUUACGCAGACCAGAAAGCGCAAGGCGCCCACCCGCGACAUCUCUCCCCCCGAAGAUGCCGCUUCCGGCGACGACUUCGAAGGCGGAAAGCUAGAGGGAAUCCUGUCGCAGAGCGAGGACGAAUCCGACGACAGCGUGUCCGACGAGGAGGAGGACAGCGAAGAGGAAGAGGAAGACCCGGAAGAAGACGAGGAUGAGGAGAUUGACAGUGACGAGAUUCCCUCUUCUGAAGAGGAUGAAGAGGGCAUUCGCGACCAGAUCAGGAGUCUCCAGAGCAAAGGACAAUCAGCCAACGGUCUUUCCACUCAUACCGACAAUGCCAGCGACGGCGGAGAAGAUGCUCGGAUGCGAUCUGCUUCGCCCGAAUAUGGGUUCCAAAAGCUCGAGAAGAAUUACAAAGUCACGACCGACGCAAACGGCAACCCUCGCUACGUCUACCAGGAAAUUGAUGCAGGGUACGAUACCGACGACUCUGACGCGCCUGCUGGACAGAAGAACACGAUUGGUGAUAUUCCACUCACUUUCUACGACUCGUAUCCUCACAUUGGCUACGACAUCAACGGCAAGAAGGUCAUGCGCCCUGCGAAGGGUGAGGCAUUGGACGCCCUGCUUGACAGUAUAGAGAUACCCAAGGGAUGGACAGGCCUGACGGACCCAGCGACCGGCAAGCCUCUACAACUGAGCCGGGAGGAGCUAGAAGUCCUGAAACAGGUCACUCGCAACGAGGUGCCCGCGGACGGCUACGACCCGUACCCAGACAUGGUCGAGUACUUCACAGGCAAGGAGGAGAUCAUGCCGCUGAGCGCUGCACCCGAGCCGAAGAGACGCUUCGUUCCUUCGAAGCACGAGGCCAAGCGGGUCAUGAAGAUCGUCAAGGCUAUCCGGGAGGGCAGGAUACAGCCGUACAGGCCGCCUGAGGAGCAGGAAGAAGAGGACCCGACGAUUAAGAGGUUCGAUCUGUGGGCUGAUGAAACACCGCGGCCGGACCACUCGACGCAUAUUCCGGCGCCUAAGCUUCCACCGCCCGUCCACGAGGAGAGUUACCACCCGCCGGCUGAGUACCUGCCGGACAAGAAGGAGAAGGACGCAUGGGAAGCAGAGGAUGAGGAGGAUAGAGAGCGGGAAUACCUACCAACCGACUUUGGCGCUCUCCGGAAAGUACCCGGCUACGACAAGUUCGUCAAGGAGAAGUUCGAGAGGUGUCUGGAUCUUUAUCUCGCGCCUCGUGUCAGGAGAAGCAAGCUCAACAUCGAUCCCGAAUCGCUUCUUCCCAAGCUGCCGAGUCCAGACGAGCUCAGACCGUUCCCUACGACUUGUGCCACGAUUUUCCGCGGUCACGAGGGUCGGGUACGCAGUCUAGCUGUGGAUCCUAGCGGCAGAUUCGUUGCUAGUGGAGGUGAUGAUGGUUGCAUCAAGAUCUGGCACAUCCUGACUGGACGACAGGAGUGGAGUGCCAAGGUUUCGGAUGAAGAGGCAGUCAACGUUGUCAAAUGGCGCCCUGGACAAGACGCAGUUAUUCUCGCAGCAGCUGUCGGGGAGAGUGUCUUCCUCGUGAUUCCUUUCGGUCUGUCCAUGGUGACUCCAGACGUCGAGCAGACCAGUCGCGAAAUCCUAGAUGCCGGCUGGGGCUACGCUGCAUCAAAUCCCUCAAAACACACUACCGCAGAUGGCGCGCCAAAAGCACCUCCUGCCAAAUGGAGUCGGCCCGGCUCCAGACUAGAAGAGCAAGGCGUGCUGGUUCAGGCCACUGUCCGAUCGACUGUGAAGGUGAUCAACUGGCACAGACGUGGAGAGUACUUUGCAACUGUUUCCCCGCAAGGUCAAAGCAGUGCAGUGGCAAUCCAUACGUUGUCGAAGCAUCUCACUCAACUUCCAUUCCGCAAGUUGAAGGGUUUGGCUCAGACGGCGCAGUUCCACCCUUCGAAGCCGAUCUUUUUUGUUGCAACGCAGCGAACUAUCCGUAGCUACGACCUUGCCAGGCAGGAGCUCCUCAAGAUCCUGCAGCCCGGUGCGCGCUGGAUCUCUUCCUUCGACCUGCAUCCGGGUGGCGAUAAUCUCAUUGUGGGAUCGUACGAUAAGCGCUUGCUCUGGCACGACCUCGACUUGUCCAACAAGCCUUACAAGACAUUACGAUACCAUAAAAAGGCGAUUCGUUCGGUGCGUUUCCACCAGGGCGGAUUGCCCUUGUUUGCCGACGCCAGCGACGACGGCAGCCUGCAGAUCUUCCAUGGCAAGGUGGUGGACGAUUUGAUGGAGAACGCGACAAUUGUGCCGCUCAAGGUUCUUCACGGUCACCAGGUCAAGAAUCAAUUGGGAGUGUUGGACGUUGACUGGCACCCGCGACAGCCGUGGUGCAUGAGUGCUGGAGCAGACGGGACUUGCAGACUUUGGAACUAG